UAUAUCAUCAUGUAAGUGAACCCUCGAAGUGCAGUGUAAAUGUUUUACAGAAGUGUGUAUAACAAUACACAUGGACUUUUGAAGAAGAGAAUGAGAGAACUUGUGCCUGUGAAAUAAGCUUUAUUACGUGAUGUCAGAAAGAGAUAUGGAUCAAAGGAAGUGUGUAAAGUAACAGUAGAUCAGGCCAUAGGAGGUAUGAGAAAUGUAUUUGGUCUAUUUUAUGAUGCAUCAUUGUUGGAUGCUAAAACAGUAAGACAUCUAUAUUUAUAAUAUUUAGGGUAUCACAAUGAGAGACUACAAUAUUCCAGAAUUGUAGGAAUAUCUAUAAAAAGCUGAGAAUGGGCAUGAGCCAUUACCUGAAGCUUUGUUUUGGUUAUUAUGUACAGGUGAUUUUCCAUGUAAAUAUAUCAUAUUAUCUAUUUUAUAGCUGAACAAGAAUUUGCUGAUGUUUAAUAAGAAUGGAAAUAAAGAGGAUAAUUGGAUAGUGAAACAUAAAGGUUCAUUUUGAGUUUACCAAAAACAGCUCAUCCAAUGACUAUGUUAUCCUAAACAUUAUUGUUUUUGUAAAAGGACUCUUAAUUCUAAUAAGCCUAUGACUAAGGAAAAGUUUCAAAACCAUAAUAUUGGGAAUAUUUCUAUGAAGAUGCUAUGGAUUUAUUGGCUAAGAUUCCAAGAGUAUCUGCCUUAAUUUAUAGACAUAAAUACAAGGUAUUUAAUAAUCUAUAUAUCUUUUAGAAUGGUGAAAUCAUUUAAGCUGAUGAUAAUUUAGAUUGGGCUGGAAAUUAUGCUCAUAUGCUUGGAUAUAAUAAAUUUGAAGUUAGAGAAUGUUUAAGAGGAUAUUUAAGCAUUCAUGCUGAUCAUGAAGGUGGUAAUGUAAGUGCUCAUACAACACAUUUGGUUGGUUCAGCAUUAGCAGAUCCAUAUUUAUCAUAUUCUGCUGGUGUUAAUGGUUUAGCUGGUCCAUUACAUGGUCUUGCUAAUUAAGAAGUACUUAAAUGGUUAUUAGAAAUGAGAGUAUAUAUCUAAUAUCAUAUUUUAAUAGGAAGAAUUAGGUGAUAAUAUCUCUAAUGAAAAAAUAUAAGAUUAUGUUCUUACAACAAUUAGAGAAGGUAGAGUUAUACCAGGAUAUGGACAUGCAGUACUUAGAUAUACUGAUCCACGUUUUAUUCAUUAAAAAGAAUUUGCUGCUAGACACAUCAAAGAUGAUCCUCUAGUUAAUUUAACUGCAUAAUGUUAUCAUGUCAUUCCACCUGUUUUAAAAACCAUUGGAAAAAUAUAAAAUCCAUGGCCGUAUUUAUUAUAUUUUAUUAUCAUUAUAGAAAUGUUGAUGCUCAUUCAGGAGUACUUCUCUAUCACUAUGGAAUGAGAGAAUUCUAAUAUUACACUGUCGUUUUUGCUGUCUCAAGAGCCCUUGGAUGUAUGGCCAAUCUUAUAUGGUCAAGAGCUUUCGGAUUACCAAUCGAAAGACCUGGAUCUAUUACUCUAAGAUGGAUUGAAGAAAAGUUUGGAGAAAAUUAAAACAUUAAAUGAAACAAUUAUAUAUUGUUUACAAAUACCUAU
Molecule: messenger RNA, 1560 nt
Organism: Paramecium sonneborni
Lineage: Eukaryota; Ciliophora; Oligohymenophorea; Peniculida; Parameciidae
Source: the annotation of a GenBank genome assembly